Messenger RNA from Acanthoscelides obtectus, 1325 nucleotides. Lineage: Eukaryota; Metazoa; Arthropoda; Insecta; Coleoptera; Chrysomelidae. The record is from the annotation of a GenBank genome assembly.
UUUUGCAUUAAGUCCGCUCAAAGGUAUAUGAUGGCGUUCAUGAUAAAAAAAUAAUAGAUUAGCCCAUCUCUAGCUUUUAACUCUCGGCUAGCUGUCAUUUAUUCUGUCAGUGUCAGAUGUCAUAUUGCACAAUUUCGAGAAUCGAAGAUACCGCAUGUCGGCAUUUUAAUUUUUAGCUGAAACUACAAUAGUUUUUCAACAAAAUGGUACAAAGCAAACUAAAUGAUCUAGCUGGAAAAUUCAGUAAAGGUGGUGGCCCACCAGGACUAGGAAUUGGGCUGAAAUUGUUGGCUGUGGGAGGCGCCGCCGCCUAUGGGGUAUCACAGUCCAUGUAUACAGUUGAAGGUGGUCACAGAGCUAUCAUGUUCAACAGAAUAGGAGGUGUGCAAAAAGAAAUAUACACAGAGGGUUUGCAUUUCAGAAUUCCAUGGUUCCAAUAUCCCAUCAUAUAUGAUAUAAGGUCUCGACCUAAAAAAAUAUCUUCACCAACUGGUUCCAAAGAUCUACAGAUGGUAAACAUUUCCCUCAGAGUUUUGUCACGGCCUAAUGCCUCUCAGCUACCUAUAAUCUAUCGUCAACUGGGUUUAGAUUAUGAUGAGAAAGUUCUUCCCUCAAUUUGCAAUGAGGUACUCAAGUCAGUUGUUGCCAAAUUUAAUGCUGCACAGCUUAUCACUCAAAGACAACAGGUUUCUUUGCUAGUGAGGAGAGAGUUAGUAGAGAGAGCUCAAGACUUUAACAUAAUCUUAGAUGAUGUCUCUAUAACUGACUUAUCAUUUGGCAAAGACUAUACUGCAGCUGUAGAGGCAAAACAGGUAGCCCAACAAGAAGCCCAACGGGCUGCAUUUGUGGUUGAAAGAGCUAAACAAGAGAAGCAACAGAAGAUUGUACAAGCCGAGGGUGAAGCAGAAGCAGCUAAAAUGUUAGGAGAGGCCAUUGGACGUAAUCCUGGAUACUUGAAACUAAGGAAAAUCAGAGCUGCACAGAAUAUUUCUAGAACAAUUGCCAAUUCACAAAACAAAGUAUACCUCAGUGGAAACAGCCUUAUGUUGAACAUCUCUGACAAGGAAUUCGAUGAUCAAUCAGAGAAGUUAAAAAGUAAGCAUUAAAUGUCACUUCAUGAGGAAUUGUUCCUGAACGCCGAAUUUUCAUAAAAUAGGAGCAAUUUUCAUGUAAUUUUCAUAAAAUGGAUAAUAAAGGCUCUGUAGUCGAAGUUAAUUCUUACCUUUACUUUUAUAUUUAGGGUUUUUUAUUGUUAUAUACUGGAUAUUUACGAUGUUACUUUAUGUAAAUAUUCCAAGGUUUAAUAAAAAUGAAGCCAAAAGCAA